Molecule: messenger RNA, 1686 nt
Organism: Penicillium arizonense
Lineage: Eukaryota; Fungi; Ascomycota; Eurotiomycetes; Eurotiales; Aspergillaceae
Exons: 2
Coding region: 1-1686 (561 amino acids)
Molecular function (GO): hydrolase activity
Source: RefSeq, a predicted model, not a curated record
AUGGAACACCUUUUCCAAGCCUUUCGCCGGGUCCAAAAAGGACUUGACGAUCCCGACGAUCUUCUGGAGCUAUUCCAAAGGCAUGAGAACUUGAAUGACCCUUCCGCAGUCAGUGUAGACGAUCGAAUUCGACUUCUCGAUCUACCUCCUCGAUCGGUUCAAGACGAAGCAAUUGCAUCAGUGACUACUCUUACAAAGAAUGAACUGCUCAAACGCGGUGCUGAAUUUCCCGCUGCGCUGAGCGAAAAUGAAAUGAAACUUCUCAUGGCCCGAUACUGGCUUGAUGGUAUGAAAUGCCACAUCGACGAUGCCUUUAUGAAUGCCCUUGAUUUCUUGGAAGACAUCAAAGAAGACUACUCAACCGAGAUCUGUGACCGUCUUGAUCGCUUUCGAGAACCGCUUUAUGAAGAGAACGAAUGCAAAGCCAUCGAGAAUGCAGAGGCUGAGAGCAUCCGUAGAAUGAAUGCAGGGCAUGACCAGAAGUUGCAACAGGAUCUGGCCAGAGUGUUUGCAGAGGGAAAGCCUUGGCUUCAGCGACCUUGGCAAGAGGAUGGUUCCAAAACAUGGGGAUACGCAGUUUUCGAGAGCCCGCAGUUUGUUGCUGAUCCCAAAUAUGAUGUUUAUAAGGGAGAGCAAAAAACGGCAAUGGAAAAAUCUCUGCGUCGCAUCGUUUCGGGUAUUGAGAUUUUUCGCCGUCACAAGAUGGAGAAGCAAUCCUGGCCAUCUCAGAUGAGUGGUGCUUAUCGAUUUCCUGAGAUUAUCGACAAGUUGCGCCAGGAAUUUAGAAACCGACGAAACGGAGGCAACCUUUCCGAUGGACUUCUUCCCAACGUUUUCUUGUACCUGGAUCACGAAUCUGCGACGUCACUUUUUCAUUCUCAUGGGUAUGUCGACGCUAUGUGGAUCUGGGCAGUCGAUCCGGACUAUGAGCCUGAGAAUGAUCCCACGGACGAUUAUCAAGGAUACUUGCGUGUUGGUCUCAAGCAACUCGUGGAUAACUUCUACAUUGCCUGCCGCUGGCAAAGUGACUUUUCGACGAAGGAUCUUUGGGAGGCGGCACAACGAGAGUCGAACAAAGCAUUCGCAUCCGCGUACACCAAUGCAUCCUCUCUUGGCGCCGAUGGAAAUCGGCUCUACACUAUUGGCACCUCUGCCGACGCGAUGCUAGCCCUGCUAGGCGGCCGAAAGAUUUUGUCUGGUCAAUCCAGGGUUCCUGCAACCUCUCUCUACGGCAUUGUUGCAGUCAGCCCAGUCAUAAUCCACCUAGACAAUAUCCCCACCAAAUACCAAGCUGCAUACACAUCAUAUGAUGUGUAUGGAGAAGGAGCACCGGUCAUCACACGGUCCGUCAUGUCCGAGUUCUUUCGAUGGGUCCACGCGGCCCAUGAUGACACCAGCAGUUUUAUAUUUCUUUACGAUAAGAGCUUCUCCAAAUUUCAGCCAGUGUAUAUAGCGACUGCAGAGUGUGACCCCUUGCGGGAUGAUGGCAGGACCCUGGCAGCUGCCUUGAAAGAUGCUUGGGUGAGCGUCCGCGAGGACUCCUAUCAAGGCAUGCGUCACUGUUUUUGGUUCUUCAAUACCCGCCCCGAAUGGUCUUCCUUUAUUGAGAAUACCGUUUCAUCUAAGGCCACAUUAGAAGGACCCCAAUGGAAGCUAUUCGGAACCCCUCUCCACCUGCUAUACUAA